Molecule: messenger RNA, 1425 nt
Organism: Cladophialophora bantiana CBS 173.52
Lineage: Eukaryota; Fungi; Ascomycota; Eurotiomycetes; Chaetothyriales; Herpotrichiellaceae
Exons: 1
Coding region: 1-1425 (474 amino acids)
Source: RefSeq, a predicted model, not a curated record
AUGUGCAAGUCAAUAGGAGAUAGCAAAAGUCAAACACCAUACUACUACAACUACGACUACAAUGCCUUGGUCACGCAACAGGGUCAAGGUCAACAACAACCGCAACAACAAUUUGGAGCAUACGGCGACAGUCACGGCCACGCCGAGGCCGCACGAAUGACAAUGACAAUGACCCAAACCCGAACCCAACACCAGAACCCUAACUCACCGCCAACAUACUCUGAAGCCAUCGACGAAUCCAUCAAGUCCAAUUCCAAGGCUGCCGAAGUAGGAGCAUAUGCCUAUCCCUAUCCCUAUCCCUAUCCCCAUGCCCAUGCCCAACCGCUUCCAUCAUCCCGUCUCUCCCCAGCUUCAUCCCAAUCACAGUCACAGUCACAGUCACGAUCCCGCGUCGCCAAACCAAUCGCCAUCCCCGCAACCCUCGCGCGCUACGGCUCGCCGUUCCUGCGCGCCUACCCCCCCUGUCUGGCCGAAUACCACAUCUCGCCCACGUUAUUUCUCUCCUUUUUGGACACCUUGAACCGCGUGGCCGUGAAGUCGCCACCCUUGCAGGCCCUCAGCCUGGCCGGGAACAUGGUCGGCUUCGUGCCGGAGCCGACCGCCCAGAUCGUCGGGGCGGCCGUGAAUCUCACUGCCGAGAUCUCUGCGGGGGUGGUGCAGCGCGGACGCACCGAGAUCGAGUUGAGGCGCGCAAACACCGACAUCUUCAACCCCCGGGGGCUGAAAGUCGAGAUCGCAAAGACCGAAGCACUCGCAAAACUGGUCGGGAUGGACGGCGUCUUCGACGACAGGGGCAAGCUCAACAAGAACGCGAGGCUCUUAUUGCCCCUGGAAGGCGUCGCGGAAGCAGACGCAGGUUCUCCUGCACAAUACGACGACAACGUCAGCGGCCAGCAGCGCAGGCUGGACGCCAUGAGGCCCUGGAUCGCCGAGCUGGAAGUGACACCUCUCCCGCUGAUCGACGUGCCCACCAACGCACUUUCGCAGCUAACUGUCAAAAUGAGCGAGAUGGACAGGCGGAACGGGGAGAAGAAACUCGUCGCUAAGCGAAACAAACUCCAAAACGAGUACAGGAAGGAAGCCGCCAAGGCCCAGAUGGAGUUUGACAGGGAGAUGGCAAAACUCAACAAGGACGUCGAGAAGCACUUGCGCGAAAUCGACGACAAAUUGGCCGACGCCACGCGGAAGCAGAAGUCGAGGGACGUCGCCAAGCUGGAGAGAGACAGGCAGAGAGUGUUGGACAGGUAUGAUAGGGAAAGGAGGAAGGAGGAGAAGGAUUUCCAAAAAGAUAUGAGAGAAGUUGAAAAGGAUCGGAUGAGUGACGACACAGAAGAGAAGAGCAUGCGCAAGCUCAACUGGCUGGUAAUAAGGAACUUGAAUGCUUGGAGUGGUGACGGGCCGAAUCCGGAUCUGCCGGUAGUAUAG